Molecule: messenger RNA, 1815 nt
Organism: Colletotrichum fioriniae
Lineage: Eukaryota; Fungi; Ascomycota; Sordariomycetes; Glomerellales; Glomerellaceae
Source: RefSeq, a predicted model, not a curated record
AUGAACAAACCUGAAAAGGGAGACAUGUGGUCUGUGGAGGGCACCAAGGACAGUUGUACCAAGAACCGACUCGACUAUGACAAAAUAUUCCCAAAACAGGAACCGACCAGCGAAAACAGCAACGAAAAACCAUCCAAGCCCCCCGAAAAGGUCCAUACUGUUGACAACGAGCUUGCAACCUGGGUCUAUCUCCUGAUCGCUGUUGAAAGAAUGGAGAAGGAUUCCAAGGAGUGGGAGCUGAGCAAGCUUCAGGGGGAAAAUGAAUGGUUGCCACAUUCCAUCAAACCUAACUUGCCUGAGCCGACCCUGGCCGUAAAAGUUCAGGCGAAGAAUAGAAGUUUUGAUGCCAACCCUUCCAUAAAGAAGCCGUAUGCAACCUCUACGAUCUCUCACCUUAUUGAAUUGGCGGCCAUACUUGGACUCUACUGGAGAGUCUUCGACCGAGACAACAAUCAGUACCGCGCGGAAGGAAACGGUUAUAGUCUGACUGGCUCACGUGUGCCAGACUUGGGCGUCGUCUUUGUCUUUGAGAAAACCGGCCACACUUCAUUCGAGGAACGCCGCGUGAUCCCGACAUCUGAAGUGAAAGAGCUCUGUUUUGGGCGAGUGCCAACUUUUUAUCGAGAUAAGAAGGACCCGGACGAAGACUUGGAGUGGCAGAAGGAGUUCACGACGUCAUCGGGAACUGGAACCAAGGUCGAAAUUCUCCAACUGAGCACUCGCGAUGCCAUUGCGGAGACUUUGACCCAGAUAGGGUGCAACGGCAAAACCACGCUCUUUUAUAAGGAAGGAAAGAAAGACCGGCACCUUUUUUCUGUAACUUUCGAAGUCAUCGGCAUGCUCGCGCGAGUUUUGCACAUUGAAGGAAGAUGCUUCCGUUUCCUGCCUAAUCCAACCAUUUUCUCUUGGGACAGAGAUUCGUUAUCACUCCAGCGCCUGCUUAUCGCUUUCAGCGGACUGUUGAUGAACGAUCUCACGGUUGUCGAAGAAGAGGCGGAGACCGUCAUCGACGAGAGGGUUGAAACUGCCGUCGAGGAUAUCAGGGCUCUUUCGGAGUCAGCGGAGGAGAUGAGCAACGACUUUGACGAGAACCCGCCUUUAACGAGCAAAAGAAUGAGUCUCUUGCACAAGGCUAUCGAUUUGGCAGACAAGUCUCUCAAGAAAAGAGAUCAGGGAAUUGUGCUCGACGUGCUACGUCGUCACCUCCAGGAAGUGUUGGCAGCCAUCAAUAGUCCGGAUAAAAAGGGGAAAGAACAGAUUUCGUUUCGGGACCUGCUUGGUAUUCCUCUCGAGAUGAGAGAGCAAAGGUUUAUGGAGACAUACUUCGAGCGUAUACUAUGGCGUGUAGUGCCUACCAACUCUACCAAGAGGGGCAAACGAGACGACGAGGUCGUUUCAAGAGCCAUACACGACGACACCGAGAAACGCAUAUCGCGCUUGGGCAACGGCUCACCCCAGGCCGGCAGCGCCGUUCCCCAAACGCCCUUGAGACUCAACCCCGGAGAGUCUCCGACUAAGGCUCUAGAUGACUCGACGCCAACGCCCGGCAUCAGCAGAGUCAAGACGUGGCCUCAUCGGAUCGAGACCGAGCAACCGAGUGAUCAGCCGGAACCUCCGCUGCCCAGCAAGUUGCCAGAGAUGCCGCAGUGGGAAACGAUAGUACCCAAUCAUAUCGAGAUGCAGCGUUUGGCAAUCUGGUAUACGCUCGUGUUUAGGAUGAUUUGUUGGUUGAUGUUGCACGAUUUCGAUAAGAAGGAUGUGCAAGUGUCGAAAAGUGAGCUGAUCGGGAACAGACAGCCCGUGUUCAUUCUUUGA